UCUCUGCAGGCCGAGCCGCUGGGGACAUCGUCGCCUUCCCUAUAAGCGCAAAUCAGAGACCCUGCUGCAGGAGGCGGCGUGAAAAGAAGGCCUCGCCAUGAAACGGUUGCUAAACAGCCGAGGCGGCGCGCGCCUCUUGAUGGUGCUCCUCCUGCACCUGCGGGGGGCUUUCGGCACGUGCCCCUGUCAAGACCCUUCGCUUUGCAACCCGAUCUCGGGCACCAGGGAUUUUGAGGUUUUUGUGUUUCAAGUUGGUGGGAAGGCCUGGAAGUUCUAUGACUGGUCACAAAUUACAACUGUGGCAACUUUUGGAAAAUAUGACCCCGAGCUCAUGUGUUAUGCUCAUUUGAGAGGAUCCAGGGUUGUUUUAAAAGGAGAUGUAUCUGUGAAGGAAAUUGUUGAUCCUGCCUUCAGAGCAGCUUGGAUAGACCAGAAGGUGGAGCUUGCCAAAAAGCAGUAUAUGGAUGGAAUCAAUAUAGAUAUUGAACAAAUGGUUAAUAAGUCUUCAGUGGAAUACUAUGCAUUGACAGCAUUGGUUAAAGAAACAACAGAAGCUUUUCAUAAAGAAAUUCCUGGAUCACAGGUGACCUUUGAUGUAGCUUGGUCUCCAAAAUGCAUAGACAGAAGAUGUUAUAACUAUACUGGGAUCGCCAAUUCCUGUGAUUUUUUGUUUGUCAUGUCUUAUGAUGAGCAGAGUCAAGUCUGGACAGACUGCAUAGCAAGAGCCAAUGCUCCAUAUAACCAGACAUUAACUGGAUAUGAUGAUUACAUUCAAAUGGGCAUUAAUCCAAAGAAACUUGUGAUGGGUGUUCCAUGGUAUGGCUAUGAUUAUCCCUGUCUGUCGUUAUCUAAGGCUCAUGUAUGUUCCAUUAAAGAGGUCUCUUUCCGGGGAGCCCCAUGCAGCGAUGCAGCAGGAAGUCAGCUUCCCUAUAGAAUAGUAAUGGAUCGGGCAAAUAGUUCUAUGUCUGGUAUUCUGUGGGAUGAGGAACAGAAAGCUCCAUAUUUUGAAUACCAGGACUCACAUGGCACUAUACAUCAAGUAUGGUAUGAUGAUCCCAGGAGCAUUUCUUUGAAGGCAGCUUAUGUGAAAGAACGGGGUUUAAGGGGUAUUGGAAUGUGGAAUGGGGAUUGUCUUGACUACUCCAGAGGCCCUGUGGCACAACGGCAGACAGAAGCAAUGUGGGAGGCCUUAAAACCCAAAUGAUUUCAGGAGAGUGUAAACAGAGCCAUGUAAGGGUAAAAUUCUUUUUAAUACACACGUUAAGUAAUUUUUCUUAGUUAAAAUUUAUUAAAUUUUGGUAUAAAAUUGCCACAAAAUUAGUUUAAUUGAAUCUUACAUAAAAAGUUCUUCUACACAAAAAGGAAUUAAUAUAUAUGGAAGAAAUUUUUCAAAAUUCCAGUACCUAUUUUAAAUGGCAGAUGAGAUAAUAAUAUAACACAUCAAUUCUGGAGAUGACCAUUAAUCAACGCCCUAUGAAAGCAAAUAUUGGUGGUAAGUAAAGAAAUUACAGGAAAAUUUGCCAGUGAACCCCAAGAUUAUUUUAUUUGGAUUGUUUAAAGCCUGUAUUGGACCAGGAGAUAUAGGCCAUUUACAAACUUGUGGUCUCCUUUGCACUGGAUGUGCAUUCCCUUCAGUUUGAUUCUCAGUUAUGCACAUAUUUCCCUCUCUCAGUCACUGCACUCUCAGAUAAAAGAAUCUCCAGUUUCUGAAAGCUUUGAAACAGUGACUUCUUUCCCCCUGCAGGUAAAGCAGAGGGAAUCAGCAAGUGUUUUGCUUUCUUCAAGUUCUUCGGCUCCUCCCUUGCUCCACUUACACAACAAAAAUUUUUUUCCGCUUUUCCAGAGACCACUUCAGAAGGAUUGAAAGGGCUGUUGGUUUGGCUUUUUUAUUUUCACACAGAGAAAUUGACAUAAAACUGACAACGUCUAGUGAAUUAAUUAGACCACAGACAACACACACACAAAGGUGGCAGGCAAUCUCUCCAGAGAGGGUUGCCUGGAGAGAAUGGUGAAGCAGGAUGUGGACAUAAUAGUGGAUCAUCUCAGCUAGGGACACUUCACAGCAGGAGAAUCCCAGGAGUAAACAAAAAGCUGUGGGAAAAAACACUGCAAAGCAAACAUCCAGGGGGUAAGUAGUUCAUGCAUAAAGGGCUAUAGAUUCAGUUACAGCUUCCAUAACUGCUGCCAUUAUGUGUAUUGCAACAGUAUGCGAAUCCAUUAGUAAAGGAAGAUAAGGAUAUGGACUGUGGCACUAUUAACUAAGUUGACAUAUUAUAAAGAGAAAUUAGAUAAUCUCAGCCAAGCAGAUUUGUAAAAGUGCUGGAUCUUGUUUCUUAAAUAUUAGAACAGAAAAUAUUCUGACUGGCCAAUUAUGCAUGGAAUGCUUACCUUAGGGCUCUUUUCUGCACAGUGGGUUUGUAGUGGGAUCUCCUCACACUUCUCUGUUUACAUGCAAGGAGGCCGUCAUUCCUUGCCAGAGAACUUUCCUGAACUUGGUUCCCUUAACUCUGCUCUUAGUGGUGAUAUUCUCUCCCCUGCUCCUCCCCUACAUACACUCACAUAUAUAUUUCCUGCUGCCACCAGAGGACAGAGAGGCUUGUUAUUUCCAAGGACUUUCUAUUAUUAUUACAUCAACAUCUCAAUAUGAGAAUGCAGAGGUUGUUGUGUGAGUGAACUUCUUUUCUUUGACUUUAAGGAGCUGGCAACAUGGAAUGGGGGGGAUGAGAGGUAAGGCAUGGAUGUAGUGCGAGGGAGUGGGAAGGGUGAAGCUAGAUAGGUUGGCUGUGGGCAGAAGGAAGAUGCCUGGGACAAAACUGUGCUUACUGGCAAAUCUGUCCUGUUCAGGAAGCGAAUCAAAUUAAAAAUCAUGCUAGAAGUAGUCUUGCUGGCUGCAGAGAGAAAGAAAAGUGAAAGCAGGGCUUGACGAAAUACUUGCAUACAAGAAAUCUUGCUGUGACAGACAUUCACCCCUAUUGUGCAGCAGACACCUUGUGCAUAAUCGUUCUCCAUUUUUUUAAUUGAGAGGAUAUAUAAAAAACAAUGUUUUAAAAUAAUUUUUAACAUAUUCAACCACCAAGCGUGCAUCCAUUUAUAUAUGAAAUAAAUUCAAAUAAUCAAGAAAGCCCUAAGAAGAAAUAUAUCUGGUUUCUUUACAAGCAUAACUAAAGGCACAAAAAAUUGAAAUUUAACUGAACGUCUAUCUUGCCUUUUUUUUGUCCGCCCACCUGCAUUAUUUUCACACAAGAAAAUAUAUUGUUACAAUGAAUUUUUAUUAAAGAUUUCAAUUGUUACAUAUUUCUGUAGUUCAACUUCAGCAAAGAUAUUAUCAGGGGUACAUCACAAGCUCCAUCUACACAUUUACAAUGCCCUUAUGUUUGCUGGAGAGCCACAUAAGGACUUUGUAUCACUUGUGCAUUGGGAGGUUUGUGUCUUCCAGAUGCACAUCAGCUCUCUACUAUCUGCAACUACAGCACACAGGGAGAAGCAAUUCCCCCAACCUCAGUUUUUGCACUCACAAAGACAUCUGUGAAUUACCACGAGACGUGGUUGCUGCUCGGGGUGGGGGAGGCGAAACCAGCAGAUGCCGCCCAGGUAAGGGCGGAAGGGGAAGACAAACUAUGCUGGGAAAGGGAUAGGAUCACCAGAAGAAAGGAGAGGCGAACCGAGGCUGUUUGCUUUGCAGUGGUUUUCCCCCACGUUUUAUUGUUUACACAGGGAUUCUCUCUCUGUGAGCAUUAAAUUUUUGAAAAGGACGUAUUUUUGAUCAUUUUGAAAUAGUGGCCCUAAGAGUGGGCAAAAAGAGCUGUUGUGUGGGCAGGGAGCAGCGAGAAAACCUGAAACAACCUUAAUGCACAGUGAUCUCCUUUGCUUUGUGUACAAAGAGAGAGAAAAAGUUGCACUUUACUUGAUUUUGGAAAUCGUGAAGAUUCUCUGAUUUGAGAGUGUGGUGAAUUCUGAAGAGGAAAAACUGUGUGCAUAAUUGAGAAUCAAACCUAAUGGGAAUGUAUACUCAGUACAAAUGAGACCACAAGUGUAUAAAUGUCCAUAGUCAACCUGCUGUUACUUUUGUAUUGUCAGACUGGUGGUAGCACCCACCAAGUUUCUAAGUGCAAUUCAUAGUGCUUCUGAUUACUUUUAAAACAUGCAGUACUGCAGGGAGGAUUGUCUGCUCUCAUACAAAGUUAACCAUUCACUUUGACCUUUAUCAGAACCCAGUUCUGUGUAACCUUGUGAAGAGAGGUGGGUAGUAACCCAAGACAGUAUAUUCUUGGUGGUGUCAUCACAUCUGUGGAGUUCUUUCAUUGGAGAGGUCAAUCUGAUGCUUAUACUCCUGGUUUUCAGGCACUAGGCAGGGACAUUUUUAAAUAAAAGGUUGUCUUUGAUUAACUUUUUUGUUUUCGGAUUGAUGAUGGUUAUGUAUGCUCGUGCUGGUGAACUGAUCUGUUGUUAUUAAUUUGGUUGGUUGAUUUUGAUGUUAUUUUAAAUGAUGCAACCUGUUCUGAACAGUAAUCUCUGGAAAAGUAGAAUAUAAACACUUUUAAUAAACAACAAUUGGCUGUA
Messenger RNA from Sphaerodactylus townsendi, 4560 nucleotides. RefSeq names its product chitobiase (gene CTBS). NCBI's taxonomy places the organism in Eukaryota, Metazoa, Chordata, Lepidosauria, Squamata, Sphaerodactylidae. Gene Ontology annotation, molecular function: chitin binding; chitinase activity. Gene Ontology annotation, biological process: carbohydrate metabolic process; chitin catabolic process. Bases 98 to 1204 code for a protein of 368 amino acids. Gene Ontology annotation, cellular component: extracellular region. The record is from RefSeq and is a predicted model, not a curated record. The transcript has 7 exons.